CUGUAGACUGUCUGACUGUAGACAAUACAGACCGAAUCAAGAACACAUCAAAUAAACACAAUGUAUCUUUUUCCUGAAGUAUGCCUCAAAUGUGAAUUGAUUUUUAAAGUGACUUUUUGUCUUUUUGUGACUUUUUAUUACUUUUUGUGAAAUAUUAUAUUACAACUUUUUUAUGACUUUUUACGACUUUUUAUGACUUUUUGUGACUUUAAGACUUUUUAUGAUUUUUAUGACAUACUACACUGCACAUUACUUCAGUCUUUAUAGUAUCCAUUGCAAGCUCUCACAUCUUUAGAUUUACACAAUUUCAUAAGUGAAUGAAAUGAUAACAGAAGAAGCUGAAUAAAUGAGCUUUGAAAGAGAAUAUUAAACCAGAAUCAUUGUAAUUGCAGACGAGCAGCAGCCGGAUUCAAAGAGCUCUCACAGACUUAGUCUCCAGGCAAACCGUCCUCUCUUCUUUUGUUCUCUCUUCCACUCAGACCAUCUCUCAGUAUUGAUCUCCUUUAUUCACCUUUCUCCUCCAUCCUUUCAUCUCACCACUCCUCUCAUCUUUUAUUCCUGAAUACCUCUCACAGUCCGUCCUGUCUCACACACAUUAUUCCUACUUCUGUUUACAUCAGCACAAGGUGACACACCAUAGAGAGAUGAAUGUAUCCUAUGUAUUCUACUCUAUGAACAUUAUGACAUCUUUACUGUCGUCUGCAGCUCCAGACUGAUGAUCGGCUUCUUCGUCACCUUCCUCGUCAUCCUGACGGCGGUCAUGUUCGUCUCCACCGUGUACUGCUGUUUUGGGCUGUUCCCCGUCGCUCUGCAGACUCUCUCUAAGAGGAUCGUCCAGUCCAGACUGAACAGCACCCUGGUGGGCGUCUUCACCAUCAUCCUCGUGUUUCUCUCUGCUUUCAUCAACAUUUUCACCUGCAGCAGCCUGGACCUGCGGAGCUGCAUCAGGGCGGAGCUUAACGUCAGUCUGCCCGAUGCAUGCCACGCCCACUUCCUCAACUACAGCCUGGACACACAGCUGAGCCCGUAUGGAGACGACUCCCUCAUGUGCAGCCUACCUGAGUACUUCUCGUCCUGCGUGCUGCUCAGUCUGCUGGCCUGCUCCGUCUUCCUGCAGAUCAGCAGCAUCGGGAAACUCUUCCUCAUGCUCUUCAUCGAGCUGCUCUACGUCCUCAUCAUGGAGGUGCCCAAAGUCAACCUCUUCGACAACCAGGACCUGCUGGUGACGGCCAACGCCAUCGACGAUAGCGAGCACACGAAUGGAACAAGCUGUGUGGUGGACUCUAAGGUUCCUCUGAAGAUCGUGACCCCGGUGGUCAUCACCGUCUUCGUGCUCGCGCUCUACCUUCACGCCCAGCAGGUGGAGUCCACGGCCAGACUCGACUUCCUCUGGAAGCUGCAGGUCAGUGUGUGCACCAGCUUGGCUUUUUGCACCCAGUGAACAGGAAGUGACCAUAUCUGGACUGAGGAG
Messenger RNA from Anarrhichthys ocellatus (wolf-eel), 1471 nucleotides. Its product is annotated as adenylate cyclase type 5-like. Gene Ontology annotation, cellular component: plasma membrane. Gene Ontology annotation, molecular function: adenylate cyclase activity. NCBI's taxonomy places the organism in Eukaryota, Metazoa, Chordata, Actinopteri, Perciformes, Anarhichadidae. The record is from RefSeq and is a predicted model, not a curated record. Gene Ontology annotation, biological process: adenylate cyclase-activating G protein-coupled receptor signaling pathway. The transcript has 6 exons. Bases 716 to 1441 code for a protein of 241 amino acids.